UUUAAGACUACUAAAAAUGCAUAUAAAAAAAACUAAUUAGUGCCCAAAAUGGCCUAGGAGGUAAUGAUAAGAAUGCCAAGAUUAGGGGUACAGUAGAUCUUAUUCUCAAAUACCUGCAUCUUACUUCUGCUAAUUGAACCAAUACACUUAACUGUAACCAUAUAGUCCUAAUAAAUGUCAGUGCCAGUAGCUAUGUAGAUGAUCCUGUGUAACAUGCUAUUUUCAUAAUGUGAUCAAGGGGUAUAACUGGUUCCUGCUGCAUACAUGUUGCCUAUUAGUUGAUGUCUUGUACAAUAAUGAUAAUAGAAACCCCUCACCCCUGUCACUUCCCUCCCUCAUCCCCCCUUUCCAGUUGGCUCCUGUGCAAAGCCUCCCAGGUUGUUGCUGUCCAGCAGUAGCAGCAGCAGCAGCAGGAGUGAUGCUCAGGUGGAGCAGGAGAAUGUUGCAGCGCUUUUGUGCGUCAGGUCGGACUGUGGUGCUGCAGGCGCUCGGCUGCUGAUACUCUCAGGUGCUCCAAUGCAAAGAGACUGCUGAUGGAAAAAAUGACCACCAAAUGGAUUUAGGCUGCUUUUUAACUUUGUAGGUGAAUACAUGCCAAGCAAAUCUGCCUUAAAGCCGGCUGUGCGUUAGCUUCGAGGCCAGAUGUGCGGAGGACGGAUUCGACCUACACUGUGAGCACUUAUCAGUCAGAGGGAUUCAAUGCUAAAGUUUCAUUGCAGCUCGGAUACUGGAGCAUUUAAAGGGACAGAGCACUGGACAGUCAGUGAAUUCUUCUCCCGGUGAAGCAAAUCGCUGUUGGUCUGGAUUUAUCUAGCAGUUGGUCUGUGCCUAUACAAUCUAACUACUAAUAUGCAACAAUCCCAUUGCUUACACCAUUGAUUUUCUCCUCUAUGGGGGAUUUGGUUCUGUUAAUCCGGAUUUAAUAGCGGAAAUAUUGCUGUUUUUGUGAAGCUUCGGUGGAGAACGUUGCAAAGGUGGAGCGAGCAAGGGCAGCGGAUGACGGAUCCAUUCAUCCUUUCCAUGCACCGGACCCAGGAAGCGCCACUGUGUAAAUCGCCUCGAUGCUUCGAUCUUCCAUUGAUCGCAGAUGAAAUAAGCGAUCGUUGGUUUUGCGGCAGAAGCGAUGGUUCGUUUCCUGAUUGGUGACAGCAGUUAUGGUAAAGUGAGCAGUCGCUGUCCAGCGAUCUGUUGCAGCGGAGCUCCAGUGGUCUGGAUCGCAGAUGUCGUGUAGAAGGAUGUGCUCGGCUGCGGCGCUUGCAGACAUUUAUCUGUGGAUGCGAUCGAGGUGAUCGAGAGGAAGUGGCGAUUCCUGCUGCUGUCUUGGAUUUUUUUUUUCCUAAUCCAUCCUAUUCCCCCGCACUGGAAGUCCUCCUGUAUCUAAAUGGAAUUAGUGGAGAUCGAAGCCCCUUGUGUAAGGAACAGACAUGAUCCAUGGGCGCAGUUUGUUUCACAUUGUAACAAGUCUAAUUAUUCUUCAUGUGUCUUGGGCAACAAAAACAGAAGACAAACAGACCACCACAGAAGGGCAGAAACCAGUAGAGUGUGGUUCUUGGACAAAACAUUCAAAUGGAGGCACAUUCACAUCUCCCAACUACCCCAACAAGUACCCUCCUGACAGGGAGUGCAUCUACAUUAUAGAAGCGGCUCCUAGGCAAUGCAUUGAGCUCCAUUUUGAUGAAAAUUACUCCAUAGAGUCUUCUUGGGAAUGUAAAUUUGAUCACAUUGAAGUUAGAGAUGGACCAUUUGGCUUUUCUCCAAUCAUUGGGCGCUAUUGUGGACAACAAAGCCCACCUUUGAUAAAAUCAAGUGGAAGAUUCCUUUGGAUUAAAUUUUUUGCUGAUGGUGAACUGCAAUCUUUGGGGUUUUCUGCACAAUAUAAUUUUACACCAGGAUUAAAAUAUCUGUUUUCAUCUGCUGCUGCUGAAUACCAGUUAGCUGGUUAUGCUAUUAAAAAGAUAAGGCGUUCUCAUGCCUCUAGAGUAAAAGAGCCGGACAAGCAAUCACGAAUUCACAAUCACGCUGCUUUGCGUGAUUUGACUUGGUCACUCAUGCAUGAGAUGGUUUCCUGA
Molecule: messenger RNA, 2069 nt
Organism: Xenopus laevis (African clawed frog)
Lineage: Eukaryota; Metazoa; Chordata; Amphibia; Anura; Pipidae
Product: neuropilin and tolloid-like protein 1
Exons: 6
Coding region: 1425-2069 (214 amino acids)
Source: RefSeq, a predicted model, not a curated record